GAGUUAACGCUCUGCCUGCAGGCGUCCACUCUGUCAAAGUGAUUGUGAGAAGUAAAGGCCUUGCAUCCGGUUCUGUCACCCUGACCAGUCUCGCCCAAGCUGACCUCAACCCCAAUGUGGGCAGCCUGGCAGGAGGAACCUCUCUCAUCUUCACUGGAAACGGCUUUGCUCCAGGGAACACCAAGGUGAUGGUCGAUGGCCAACCCUGCAAGAUUCAGGAGGAGAUGCCGCGUCGGCUUAGCUGCCUGACUCCUCCUCACAGAGAGGGGCUGGUAACCGUCACCAUCCAGGUCUUUUCGUUGCAGUAUCCUCCUCUUUACUUCACCUACUCUGCAGCCAACACUCCGGUCAUCAGCUCCAUCAGCCCCACUACUGGGCCGAGCGGUGCAGUCAUCACACUGACAGGUUCAGGAUUUGGCAGUGACUCUCAGCAAAUCUCCAUCACCAUAAACAAUGUCCCCUGCAAUGUUACUUCAGUCUCUGACACACAGAUUCAGUGCACUGCAGGAGACAACCCAGGGGGGGCAUACCCAGUCAUGCUGCACCACCAGGUCAAAGGUCAUGCCCAGUCAGCUGUCAUGUUCAUGUAUGAGCUGAUUCUGAGCAGCGUGCAGCCCAGUGAGGGCAGUUUUGGUGGCGGUGCUCUGCUGUCCGUGCAGGGUUCUGGGUUUGACCCGCACAACUCCACUGUGAUGAUCUGCGGUAAGGAGUGUGAAGUUCGCAGAGAGAUAUCAACAUCAAACAUUCUGUACUGCCAGUCUCCACUCAACGACGGCACUCGCUCACAGGUGAGCUGCGUGGUUGCUGUCUUUAAUCACCUGGAUACCGUCAACAUAUCAAAUGGCUUCACCUACAAAUCUCAGUUGACUCCGGUGAUCAAUGAAGUUUCUCCACGCAGGGGAGGAACUGCCGGAGGCACCCAGCUCACAAUCGCCGGCUCCGGUUUCAGCACUGACAUGAAUGAAGUCAAUGUCACCAUCGCAGGGUCUGUGUGUGAUGUUCAAUCCACCAACAACACACACAUUAUUUGUGUGACAAAUGCUCAGCAACAGUCUCAAGAAACCAAAGUCAGAGUCAGCGUCGGAGACCAAGGCAUCGCUAAGAUG
Micropterus dolomieu (smallmouth bass) is the source of this 1106-nucleotide messenger RNA. Its product is annotated as fibrocystin-L-like. NCBI's taxonomy places the organism in Eukaryota, Metazoa, Chordata, Actinopteri, Centrarchiformes, Centrarchidae. The annotation marks the transcript as partial. The record is from RefSeq and is a predicted model, not a curated record. The transcript is spliced from 5 exons.